Molecule: messenger RNA, 1397 nt
Organism: Fundulus heteroclitus (mummichog)
Lineage: Eukaryota; Metazoa; Chordata; Actinopteri; Cyprinodontiformes; Fundulidae
Gene: prlhr2a
Product: prolactin releasing hormone receptor 2a
Exons: 3
Coding region: 297-1397 (366 amino acids)
Biological process (GO): G protein-coupled receptor signaling pathway
Cellular component (GO): plasma membrane; neuron projection
Molecular function (GO): neuropeptide Y receptor activity; neuropeptide binding
Source: RefSeq, a predicted model, not a curated record
GCGAGCCGUCUCCCUGAGCCGGGCUGUUGAUUUUCCUACAGCGCGCAAACACGCUCACUUAUCUGAGCCCGACACAUGAGCCAUAAAAGCGCACAUCUGUGACAGUUAAGGAAAGGGUUUAGGAAAUCACAUCCGCGGCUUGCGCCGCUGCGCAGAGAGUCUGGAGCGGCGUCUUCUGUGAGGAGCGCACAACGCAACUCUCCGGAGGAGGAGGCGCACAGAGGCUCGCUGCACCGAGAUCCAGCUGCGACUAAAAUCGGAGAAAUCAACACAAGGUCCACCCUGUCCUGACUUGAAUGGAGGGCACAGCCAGCAGCUGGACAGCCGAGCACGCCACUGCCUACGCGCAGCACGAUGACGGCGGCGCCAACGACACGGCUCCGGUGUUCGAGGUGGCGCUGCAGAACAGCUCCUCCAAGCGCAUCCCUCAGUUUGCUGGUGUGGAGCUUCUGCAGUCCUUCAAGCUGCUCAUCAUACCCUGCUACACCCUUGUGGCCAUCGUGGGCGUCUUUGGCAACUACCUGCUCCUCUACGUCAUAUGCCGCACCCGCAAGAUGCACAACGUCACCAACUUCUUCAUUGGAAACUUGGCUUUCUCCGACAUGCUGAUGUGCGCCACGUGCGUCCCCUUCACCCUGGCCUAUGCCUUCAACCCGCACGGCUGGGUGUUCGGCCGGUUCAUGUGCUACCUGGUGUACCUCAUCCAGCCGGUGACGGUCUACGUGUCAGUGUUCACGCUCACCGCCAUUGGUGUGGACAGGUAUUAUGCCACCGUGCACCCGCUGAAGAAGCGGAUCUCCGUGCUGGCGUGCACCUACCUUCUGUCCGGGAUCUGGCUGCUGUCCUGUGGUCUGGUGGCCCCGGCGGUGGCGCACACAUACCACGUGGAGUUUAAAAACGAGGGCUUCACCAUCUGCGAGGAGUUCUGGAUGGGUCAGGAGAGGGAGCGGCUGGCUUAUGCCUACGGCACUCUCCUCAUCACCUACGUCCUGCCCCUGUCGGCGCUCUGCAUCUCCUACCUGUGCAUCUCGGUCAAACUGAGGAACUGCGUCGUGCCGGGCCACCACACCGAGAGCCAGGCGGAGGCCCAGCGCCAGCGCAAGCGCAAGACCUUUCGCCUCGUGAGCCUGGUGGUCGCAGCUUUCGGCAUCUGCUGGAUGCCCAUCAGCGUGUUCAACGUCCUGCGCGACAUCGACAUCGGUCUCAUUGACAAGCACUACUUCCUGCUCAUCCAGCUCUUCUGUCACCUGUGCGCCAUGAGCUCGUCUUGUUGCAACCCGUUCCUCUACGCGUGGCUGCACGACCGCUUCCGCGCCGAGCUCCGCAAAAUGUUCACCUGCCGCCGCCGCAUCGGCAUCUCGGCCAACAACUGCGCCACGGCCAGCGUGGUGUUGUGA